This is a messenger RNA of Myodes glareolus (Bank vole), 2928 nucleotides long. The record is from RefSeq and is a predicted model, not a curated record. Lineage: Eukaryota; Metazoa; Chordata; Mammalia; Rodentia; Cricetidae.
UUCCCUCAGGUGGCGUCGUGGCCAUCAUGUCUGCCAGAAACAACAGCUCAGAUGUGACUGAAUUCAUCCUGAUAGGAUUUCCAGGCUCCCUGGGGCUCCACCUAAGCCUUCUAUGGCUCUUCCUGUUGGCUUACAUGCUGACUGUGACAGAGAACUUGGUUAUCAUCACAGUAAUCUAUGCCAGUCCCUCGCUGCACAAACCUAUGUACCUCUUCCUCAGCAACCUGUCCUUCCUAGAGGUUUGGUACAUCUCCGUCACCGUACCCAAAAUGCUGCUCAGUCUGCUCUCACCCAAGUUCCAGCGCAUCUCCUUCACAGGCUGCAUGGCGCAACUGUACUUCUUCUUGGCGCUAGCCUGCACCGAGUGCGCGCUCUUGGGGGUCAUGGCCUACGACCGCUAUGUGGCCGUCUGCAACCCCCUUCGCUACCCAGCCAUCAUGAGCCCUGGUCUCUGCAGCCUCCUGGCUGGUGGUUCCUGGUUCUCUGGCUUCACCAUCUCCCUGGGGAAGGUCUUCUUCAUUUCCCGCCUGGGCUACUGCGGCCCCAACAUCAUGAACCACUUCUUCUGCGAUGUGUCCCCGCUACUGAACCUCGCCUGCUCUGACAUGUCCGUGGCAGAGCUCGUCGACUUCCUCCUGGCACUGCUCAUCCUGUUGGGGCCCCUGGUGUUAACUGUCUUCUCCUACACAGCCAUCCUCAGCACCGUGUUGCGCAUGCCCUCCGCCGGGGGCAGGCAGAAGGCCUUCUCCACCUGCGCCUCGCACCUGGCCGUGGUGGUCAUCUUCUACUCAGCCUCCCUCUUCAUCUAUGCCCGGCCACGGGCCAUUUACUCCUUUGACUACAACAAGCUCGUGUCGGUUGUCUACACAGUGCUCACACCCCUAAUCAACCCAAUCAUCUACUGCCUGCGGAACCAGGAGGUCAAGCAGGCAUUGCGCAAGGUGCUGCAGAGACUAGCCCAGGCUUUGGGAGCCUCCUCCUAGGUGGAAUCAUGCUUCUCCAGACAUGAGCCUGCUACCCAGUUCACCAGAACCCAGUUGGAUGAGCAGACGGGUUGGCACGCCCUCCCACCAGUCCCUGAAUCCUGCUUAGGACUACACAGCCAGCUGCCACACUAUGGCUCCCAGGUCGCAGGCCAGGACCCACUCAGGAGCCCUUGCCUGGACCCAUGUGAAGUCUGCCCUCAUGUGAGGGCUCUUUCCAACCAACCAACUGUGAUAUAUAUGUAUGUAUAUAACCUGAGGAGAUGAGAGCAGACCAUGAAGCACCAGAUUCCAGAGGAAGAUGUCAGCACACACAGAACUUCUAGCUCUGCAUCCCAUACAGGUAUUGCAACAGCAACAGCAGCCUUGACGCCCACACAUAUAACCCAAUUCCAGUGGCUUCUGCUGGGUGGUUUGUCUUCCAGAAGAAGGGGUCUCAAGGUUGCAGAGGGUAAUAGGAGAGGGGAACAAACAGCUUGGGAAAGAAGAUAAAGCAGGUAGAACCCGAGAGACCAAGAAUACUGCCAAGCAGAGACGGCCUGUCAGCCACCUGAUGAGCACUAGCCACCCUCCAGCUCCAUCGAGAACCUGCAGAGUGAAAACAAAGGCAGGAAGGGGGCCCAGGAUACAUGCCUCUGGACACUGACAAAAGGCAGGAGUUGGGGAAGGACCUUCUCACGGAGAUCUGAACUCCGUAUCCUGACCUUCAGACCGUUCCUGAAGCCCACCACCCAACAGACCACAGGCACCUGCUGCCCUGAAAGAGCUGGGCUGCCUGCUACAGGGCAGGCAUCUUCAGAAGAUCCUGACUUCAGCCAGAGUUCAGCCAUUAGUAUCCAUGACAGUUUCAGACCUGGGAUCCCAGGACCUCAUUCUCUGUUGGAGGAGACCUUGGUCUGCUCCUCUUGAGGGGGAUGGACAGUGAAGACCCCAGAUCACAUCUGCCAUACUGCUCCAGAUUCCCACCAGAUGUGCAAAGGACUCCGGGCAGUGUGUCCCUUUCAAUGCUACCUUGUUUUCAAAGGGCUCAAGGAUUCCGAGGACUCAUGCCGCCCUACCCCAGUCCUCAACUCAGUUGUCUGUGGGUCAGGAGAUGUGUGACAUUCUGUGGGUUUUUAUCUGAUGAUGGCUCCCAGCAGUGCUUGCUAGGCCACAUUAACCUGUACUCCAGACAUAUGAAAGCCCUGUGUGUCGCUCUUAAGACCAUAAUAAAAGCACACAAGGCAUAUCAAAGCUUUAGUUGACACCUAGGUACUGCGCUAAUCUAUGUAGAACAGGUAUGUGAAGUGACAGCCAACUCCUGGAGCAGGGACUCACAGAGUCACAGAUACGUAGAGUGUAGGUAUAUGAGGAUAGAAUCUUCCAAGUCCUAGGGAGGUGGUCUCAUCUGCUCUGGAGGUGAUACAUGGCCUGAGGAUCUGGGGUACCAUUUGUCUAUGAGGGAAAUUUGAACAAGAGAAGAGGAAGGGAGGAUCAAAGCCAGGCAAAUUAGGAGCUCUAUGCAGAUGCUAACCCAAGGUCUGUUGCUGGUCACCACCUGGCUAGUGGAAGAUGCAGGUCUGUAUUUGCAAUAGGGAGGCCAGGACCCUGUCCCUACAUACCCUGCCCAAGCAUCUUGCCCUACAGACUGAUAAAUAAAUGCCUCUUGAUCAAAAUUGACACGCACACCCUCUUCCAAAUACCUGUAAACUCACCUUCUAAACAUGCAGAGUGGAAACCAGCUCACUGAUUCACCAUUGCACUAAUAAAGUAUAUGCAGUAUCUGCCCUAUCUAGGUGCUGCCCAACCCCACGGAGACCAGAGAAUCAGGCCCAUCCAACACUGAAAGCCAGAGUCUGGUGCCUGCCUCCAGUAGGCUGUUCUGGGUGCCAGGACCAUGGUUGGGACAUGUGCUCUUGAGGAUGGACAAGUAUCUGUGAAGCAGUACAACUGAAUAUGGACGCCU